Ipomoea triloba (trilobed morning glory) is the source of this 1511-nucleotide messenger RNA. Its product is annotated as actin-like. Bases 125 to 1258 code for a protein of 377 amino acids. The record is from RefSeq and is a predicted model, not a curated record. Gene Ontology annotation, cellular component: cytoplasm. Lineage: Eukaryota; Viridiplantae; Streptophyta; Magnoliopsida; Solanales; Convolvulaceae. The transcript has 5 exons.
CGAAAUUCUUGUUGGGCCUUGCUUCAAAUUAAUAAUCUGUCUCUCAUUCUUGCAAUUCUCUUUCCCUCUCUUCAAUUCAUACUCCCCAAUCACCUUAAUCUUAAUCUCAAGCUAUUGAUUGAAGAUGGCAGAAGGUGAGGAUAUUCAGCCACUUGUGUGUGAUAAUGGGACUGGAAUGGUCAAGGCGGGAUUUGCUGGAGAUGAUGCUCCAAGGGCUGUGUUUCCGAGUAUUGUUGGGCGCCCUCGUCACACAGGUGUGAUGGUUGGUAUGGGGCAGAAAGAUGCGUAUGUUGGGGAUGAAGCGCAAUCCAAGCGUGGUAUCCUAUCUCUCAAAUAUCCAAUUGAGCAUGGUAUUGUGAACAAUUGGGAUGACAUGGAGAAGAUCUGGCAUCACACCUUUUAUAACGAGCUCCGUGUGGCUCCAGAAGAGCACCCGAUUCUGCUAACUGAAGCGCCCCUUAACCCUAAGGCUAACCGUGAGAAGAUGACCCAAAUCAUGUUUGAGACGUUCAAUGCCCCUGCAAUGUAUGUCGCCAUCCAAGCUGUUCUUUCUCUUUAUGCCAGUGGUCGUACAACUGGUAUUGUCUUGGACUCUGGAGAUGGUGUGAGUCACACCGUCCCCAUCUAUGAAGGAUACGCUCUGCCACAUGCUAUCCUUCGUAUUGAUUUAGCUGGUCGGGACCUCACAGAUUACCUCAUGAAAAUCUUAACCGAGCGUGGCUACUCAUUCACCACCUCAGCAGAGCGAGAAAUCGUGAGGGACAUGAAGGAGAAGCUCUCGUACAUUGCCCUCGACUAUGAACAGGAAUUGGAGGGAUCCAAGACCAGUUCUUCAGUUGAGAAGCCCUAUGAGCUACCUGAUGGGCAAGUGCUGACUAUAGGCUCAGAGCGUUUCCGCUGCCCCGAAGUCCUUUUCCAGCCUUCAAUGAUCGGAAUGGAAGCUGCUGGCAUUCACGAGACUACAUACAACUCGAUCAUGAAGUGCGACGUGGACAUCAGGAAGGAUCUGUAUGGAAACAUUGUCCUCAGUGGCGGCACCACCAUGUUCACGGGAAUUGCUGACAGGAUGAGCAAGGAACUCACUGCACUGGCGCCGAGCAGCAUGAAGAUCAAGGUUGUCGCCCCGCCUGAGAGGAAGUACAGCGUCUGGAUUGGAGGCUCCAUUUUAGCGUCCCUGAGUACUUUCCAGCAGAUGUGGAUUGCAAAGGCAGAGUAUGAUGAGUCUGGUCCCUCCAUUGUGCACAGAAAAUGCUUCUAAUUCUUCUUCAGAACUUGAGUUCCAACAAUAGCUACAAAUUUAUUUAUUUAUUUAUUGGGAAUGUUUUUUUUUUUCUAUUUCUUUCUCCAUAUCAAAUUUAGAAUAGAAGGUAAUUUUUGUUUUUUACUUUCAAACUUUUGGAAGGUAGUUUUUCUUCAGGACAUUUUCUUCCUGUUCUCCAUUUCAGUUGUAGAAUGGAAUAAAUUCAAGUUUUCUUGAAUAAGGGAAUAAAUUCAAGUUUUCUUUUCUUCAA